AUGGGCAACUGUCUAAAACUCAGAAGGCGUAAAGUGUCAUCAAUGGCAUGGGCUGGUGAUGACUGGGAUUCCUCCGUGGCACAAAAAAAAUAUGUCCCAGAAAACCAAAGCUUACUCGAUGAUGACCAUAACCCGGGUUUCUCAUCAUCAUCAUCAUCAUCUUCUUCAUUUUCCAAUGGGAGAGAAAUAAAGAUUAGGAUUACCAAAAAACAGCUGGAGAAAUUGCUAGGGGAAGUUGACGUGGGCGAAAUGCCGGUGGACCAAAUGUUGUCGAGGCUGAUUAAUGCUAGCGAUCAACAUUUUCAGGUUCAAAAUCAACAGCAACGGUGGUCAUGGAGGCCCCGUCUUCAGAGCAUUCCUGAGGUGAACUGA
Messenger RNA from Coffea arabica (coffee), 372 nucleotides. The record is from RefSeq and is a predicted model, not a curated record. Lineage: Eukaryota; Viridiplantae; Streptophyta; Magnoliopsida; Gentianales; Rubiaceae.